Molecule: messenger RNA, 852 nt
Organism: Vigna umbellata (rice bean)
Lineage: Eukaryota; Viridiplantae; Streptophyta; Magnoliopsida; Fabales; Fabaceae
Source: RefSeq, a predicted model, not a curated record
GAAAAAUACUCAUGAAGAAAGACAAAUGGCGAUGAAAUUGUGUAACAGUGAAUGAGAUUGAGAAAGGUAAAAAGGAAACGAUCUCGUCUAAUCUAAAUUUAGAUAAUUGUUCAUGGCCACAGAAAUAAAAAACAGCACUGUGAAGCCCAAAUCGAGUGCCCCAGAUGGUUCUUCCAAGGGAAAAAAGGAUUCUUCAGCUGUCAAGAAGAGAGUAGAAUCUGCCUCGACAAAAUCUGAGGUUAAAUCCAAAUCGACUUCGUCGUCUUCAGAGACAAGAACGAAGACAACUAUAAAAGUGAGACAGAAGAAAGUCUACACUCUUCACGGGCAGAAACAUGAUCCUCCCGAACAGAAAGAACCGCUGCGGGUUUUCUAUGAAUCAUUGUCAAAACAGAUUCCAACAAGCGAAAUGGCUGAAUUUUGGUUAAUGGAACAUGGUAUGCUGUCUCCAGAAAGUGCUAAGAGAGCAUUUGAGAAGAAGCAAAGGAAACAAAAGGAGCUACGGGCAGCAGCUCCAGUUAAGCCAUCAAAGCCAGAAACUAAAACUGAAACUUCCCAGAAGCAACAACAGGCAUCCAAGAAUGGUGACAUAAAAGCUAAGAAAAAAAUUGUCGAAAGUGAUGAUGAUGAUGAAGAAGAAGAAGAAGAAGAUAAUGAUAAUGAUGAUAAUGAAUUCAUUUUAAGUCAUAAAAGAAGAAAAGGGUAGUAAGAAGAAAAGCUUAUGAAUGGCUAUAGCAGGGUUCCAUAUUGCUUCAGAAAACUUACAUUUAACUUAGAAAAAAUCAAAGAUGUCAAAAAGACAAAAAUAAGGAGAAGAGAUUUGCCACACAACCUAACAAUUGUUAGAUGAAG